CCCCCAUUAUGGCAGGGGCGGAAGCAGACUCCCCAUUUUCUGUAUCACACACACUCUAGCUGUCCAGGUUUCCACACCCACCACGGAUUGGUUCUUGUCAUUCACCUCUCCAGGGCUUUGCCAAGCCUCCGCCCAGGUUGCGCCCGUCCACAGUUUAGUUUUGACUCCGGGCGCCGCCUGGCGGCCGUUUCCGGAAGUGUCCUUCCAGCUUCGGGGUCUUGUCCGCAGCCAGCGCUGCCCAAGGAUAUGCCUGACUCCAGCGACAGCUGCCUUCGCCCCCUCCCCGUGGCCGUUCGAUCGAGCAUUCUUAAGAAAGCGAUGAAGGCGCUGCUGUGUGAGAGAACGUGGAGCCCUGCGUCUCACCCAUCGCCUCGAGGAUGGCGGCAUCAGGCUGUCACCGGGCAGCCUCCGACCCGGAAGUGGCUGGCCGCUCUAGGUCCCCGUUGCCCAGCGCGGGCGCCAGGGGCGGAGCUCGUCGCCGAGGGAGACCGGGUGGCGGCGACUCCGGCUCCGCGAGGUGGGGGCCGUCCGGAGCGCAGCCAGGCGGCCGCGAUCUCCGCGGGACACGUUCCGCUGCGGCCCGAGGCGGCGACAUGAGUGCCGCGGGGCUGCUGGCUCCCGCGCCCGCCCCGGCUGCAGCGCCGCCCGCCCCGGAGUACUACCCCGAGGACGACGAGGAGCUGGAGAGCGCCGAGGACGACGAGCGCAGUUGCCGGGGCCGCGAGUCCGACGAAGACACCGAGGACGCUAGUGAGACAGACCUGGCAAAGCACGAUGAGGAAGACUACGUGGAGAUGAAGGAACAGAUGUAUCAGGACAAACUGGCGUCUUUGAAGAGGCAGCUGCAGCAGCUACAGGAAGGUACAUUACAGGAAUAUCAGAAGAGGAUGAAGAAGCUGGAUCAGCAGUAUAGAGAGAGGAUCCGGAACGCAGAGCUCUUCCUCCAGCUGGAAACCGAACAGGUGGAAAGGAAUUAUAUCAAAGAGAAGAAGGCGGCUGUGAAGGAGUUUGAAGACAAGAAGGUGGAGCUGAAGGAGAACCUGAUUGCCGAGCUCGAGGAGAAGAAGAAGAUGAUUGAGAAUGAGAAGCUCACGAUGGAGCUGACAGGAGAUUCUAUGGAGGUGAAACCCAUCAUGACCAGAAAGCUGCGGAGGAGACCAAAUGAUCCUGUCCCCAUUCCAGACAAGAGGAGAAAACCGGCUCCUGCUCAGCUAAACUAUCUGUUAACGGACGAGCAGAUCAUGGAGGAUCUGAGGACAUUGAACAAGCUUAAGUCACCCAAGAGACCAGGUGAGUGCUUGAUGACAUCGCCGGUCUUUGUGUCCUGUCGCUGGAAGAGUGGAUGUGGGAUUCUCAGGAGAAAAUUGCUCAUUGUUUGCCUGCGAGAAAUCAUGAAAAGCAACAGGAAUCAUAAACAUGCCUCUCCCAUGUUCUUUUUUUUGGGGCUAAGGUACCACAAGAGCCAAGCCAUCUACCUAGAGUCAAAGGACAACCAGAAACUGAGCUGUGUGAUCAGUUCAGUGGGAGCCAAUGAGAUCUGGGUGAGGAAGACCAGUGACAGCACCAAGAUGAGGAUCUAUCUGGGCCAGCUGCAGCGUGGGCUCUUCGUGAUCCGCCGGCGAAAACUCUUAACUUACCGGGACUAGCUGCUUGGCCUGGAACAUGGAGAGCGCUGUGGGAUCUUCAAGGCACUCACAUGGCCGGCCACUUCCAUCUCUGUACCGUUCUUUCCUGCCUCGGCUUCUUCCAGAUCAGUCACCAGAGACUUACUCUCAGGAGUAUGGGGCUUUCACCCACUUUCUUUUUAUUUUAUUUUUUGGUUUAUACUUGAUUCUUUUUUUUUUAACCCUCUUUUGAGUUUGAAGGGGAGCUUUUUUUAAUAAGUAUCUUGAGGUCUUUCUCCCAUGAAGAGCAGCGAAUGUGUUUUCCUGUUUAAUCUGAUUGGUGGAUUGUGUGCCUGCUUCCCUUGUUAGGCCCGGAGGUGUGGGAUAGGAGAGUUCUCUCUGCUCUGCCGUCUCCGAGAAAUAAAUGAGUGUAGCAUCUCAUUUGCCUUGUGCUUCUCACUGGCCGAGUGGCUGGAGCUUCCGUCUUCACACUGGAGACUGCAGCCAGUGGGCGGGGCUAGGAGAGGGGCCAUUGCAUGUUCCUAGCACGCUGGAGUCUGGAUGUUCUUGAAUGCACAUGAUUUAUUUAGACACGCCUGUCCUUGCUCAGGGUGGAAGAAGUGGUCAUUUCAGAAAUUUCCAUUUGUAAUUCCUCUCUCCCAGUGGCUAGAAGAUCAUGUGCUCUGCUGUGGUCUGGGUCUUCUCUGCUAGUUGGGGUGACAAGGUGGGUAUUGCAGUACCCAGUCUGUUUUUGCUGGAUCUGCCACAGAACCCCAACCUCUCCUGAGAUUUUACCCAUGUUGGUAACAAGGAGAGCUCUGUCAUGCUGCAGCCACCAAAUCUGUGUGCUUUUUCUUGAGCACUCCCAAUGAAGGCUCCCGUCAUGGCCUCUUUUCCUCCCUGGCCUCCCUGGCCCUUCCGUUGGAGAAAUGACCAGCAGGGCAGUGGGUUCUUUGUGCUCUAACUGCCACCGUUCCCAUGUAAAGAAGUGGGUUCGAGCAACUGUUCCCAUCUCUGUGGACUCCAGUCGGCUGUCCACAUUUCAGAAUCCCUCCCUCCCCCAACCCCGGAGAUGGGGUUUCUCUGUGUAGCCUUGACUGUCCUGGGAACAACUCUGUAGACCAGGCUGGCCUCAAAUCUGCCUGCCUCUGCCUCUUGAAUUCUGGGAUUAAAGGCAUGCGCCACCACUGCCUGGCUUUUAGAAAUUUUUACAAAUAAUCUGUUUUGUUCUUAGCCCCUUGGAUUCCAUUCAUGUUGCCUCUUGAUGUGGACGGCCACAGUGGUGGCUCUGACUCGGAGGAAAGACUGUACACACAGACGUAUCGUUUUCAUUUAUAUCCAUUGUCUCUCAUUGGAAUUUUUAAGAAACCAUGAUAAAUGAUGAUGUUGUUUAUUAAUUAAAAGUUGGCACGUGGUCUUUU
This is a messenger RNA of Microtus ochrogaster (prairie vole), 3025 nucleotides long. RefSeq names its product SDS3 homolog, SIN3A corepressor complex component (gene Suds3). The transcript has 13 exons. Lineage: Eukaryota; Metazoa; Chordata; Mammalia; Rodentia; Cricetidae. The record is from RefSeq and is a predicted model, not a curated record. The coding region runs from base 378 to 1646 and encodes 422 amino acids.